UGGCGCUAAACCUGUUACGUAACGCGUCGUUCCUCGCUAGCUACGUUCGGAAUGUCCUCUUCUCGCUUCGUUAGCCAGAGAGCUAUUUGGUUAGCUAGAUAUUUUGUUAGCUUAUAUAUUGGACACCUUGUACGGGAUAUAUGGACGUGAUGGAUUGAUAUAACAGGCAAAAACAAUCUGGCAGUAGCAUCAACAUCUUUUUAAGUGCAACUAUGUUCGGUCGGUCACGGAGUUGGGGGGAGGGCAGGGGAAACAAAAAUAUUCAUUCCCUGGACCAUCUCAAGUAUAUGUACCAUGUCCUAACUAGGAACACGACAGUAACAGACAGCAACAGGAACUUGCUGGUGGAGACCAUCCGCUCCAUCACUGAGAUACUCAUCUGGGGAGACCAGAACGACAGCUCCGUCUUCGACUUCUUCCUGGAGAAGAAUAUGUUUGCGUUCUUCCUGAAUAUCCUCCGUCAGAAGUCCGGUCGUUACGUCUGUGUCCAGCUGCUCCAGACACUCAACAUCCUGUUUGAAAAUAUCAGCCACGAGACGUCGCUCUAUUACCUGCUGUCCAACAACCACGUCAACUCCAUCAUCGUUCACAAGUUUGACUUCUCAGACGAGGAGAUCAUGGCCUACUAUAUCUCCUUCCUGAAGACCCUGUCACUCAAACUGAACAAUCACACCGUACACUUCUUCUAUAACGAGCACACUAAUGAUUUUGCCCUGUACACCGAGGCCAUUAAGUUCUUCAACCACCCAGAGAGCAUGGUCCGUAUCGCAGUCAGAACCAUCACACUGAACGUCUACAAGGUCUCAUUGGACAACCAGCACAUGCUGCACUACAUUCGAGACAAGACAGCGGUCCCCUACUUCAGUAACCUGGUCUGGUUCAUCGGCUCCCACGUCAUCGAGCUGGACAAGUGUGUUCAGACGGACCAAGAGCAUCGUAACAGGGGGAAGCUGAGUGACUUGGUAGCAGAGCAUCUGGAUCAUCUCCACUACCUGAACGAUAUCCUGACUAUCAACUGCGAGUUCCUCAACGACGUCCUGACAGACCACCUCCUCAACCGUCUCUUCCUGCCUCUCUACGUCUUCUCUCUGGUCUGCCCUGAACAGUCUGAAGAUCGUAAGAUCAACCCUCAGGUGUCCCUUAACCUACUGUCACAGGUGUUUCUCAUCAUCCACUACCAGCCGCUGGUCAACUCUCUGGCUGAAGUCAUCUUCAAUGGAGACCUGUCUGUCUUCACACAACACAAGAACACGGUCAGUGCAGGCGUCCGUCGCUUCACCAAGCCUCCUGAGUCUCUGGAGCGGUCUCUGGAGCUGUCCUGCAAUCGGGGGCGCAAGCGAGCCCAGAAACGCCCCAACUAUAAGAACCUGGGAGAAGAGGAGGAAGAGGAGAGGCCGGGAGGAGGAGAGGAGGGCUUGGAGGACAGCGAGAGGGAGAGGGAGAAGGCUAAAGGUACAGAAGGGAGCAGUAAGGGAAGCAGCAGGACAAGUGGGGAGAUGGAAGAGAUAGAGAUGGUGGUGAUGGACAAAGGGAAGGUGUUGGAGACGACGCUGACGGAACAGAAUAUCACUGACGAAGAGAAGACUGCUGCCGCUGCACGCACACAGAGGAAGAGACCGUUCCUAGACAUGGUGUACAGUGCUCUAGAUUGUAGUGAAGAUGAUUACCAUGCUCUGUUUGUUCUCUGUCUGCUGUACGCUGUUUCACACAGUAAAG
This is a messenger RNA of Salmo salar (Atlantic salmon), 1716 nucleotides long. Lineage: Eukaryota; Metazoa; Chordata; Actinopteri; Salmoniformes; Salmonidae. The record is from RefSeq and is a predicted model, not a curated record.